This is a messenger RNA of Lolium perenne, 739 nucleotides long. NCBI's taxonomy places the organism in Eukaryota, Viridiplantae, Streptophyta, Magnoliopsida, Poales, Poaceae. The record is from RefSeq and is a predicted model, not a curated record.
CCCAACUGAGGGCCUUCAUGUGGCCAAGGGGGCCCGGCUGCUGCAUGUGCCGUCUGCCUCUGACUCCAGCCUUGGCUCGGCUGGAACCAUGGAGGCUGCGUGGCACAAGGCGGAUACUUGCGAGGUGUUCAGCCGGGAGGGACAGCCUGGUGCGGCGCCCAUGAAGGUGGUCUUCUCCGGCUACCGGGCCAGCCUUAAGAACAAGGCCGCCGAGGCCCUUGCCCAGCUAGCAACGCUGGAGGAUGCUGACAAGGCGGUUACGGAGCGACGCACCGUCUUGUACAACAAGGUGGUGACUAGUUACCACAAGGCCAAGAUCGAGCGAGCUGGCUUGGCUCGCGAGCUGGAGGCUGUCAAGGGUGAGGCCUUCUCUCUUUUGACUUGCUUUUCCUGUGAGUUUCUUUUUUACUGACGGCCCAUUUUUGCCGGCUUGCAGCUGAGGCCGCCCGGAUCCCACAGCUGGAGUCGGACCUCCGGGUUGCCCGCGCUCAAUGCGCCACAAGUGAGGAGGCGAACCGGGCUGCUGCCGCCAAGCUGAAGGUGGCUGACGGGGAGCUGAAACGGCUGCGCCUUCUUGAGGCUAACCAUCUCAAGGAACUUGCCGCCCUCAAGAAGGAGCAGGAGGAAAAGCUGGAGGGUCUGAGCAAGCGGUUGGAGGAGGUGGAGCGGCAACGGCUUUCGCUCCAGCAGGAGGUGACCACCAAGUCCAACGAGCUGUCGGCCACCGCCAAGCGGUGGU